AUCUUUGAACUCGGAAAUACCCAGAUUAUUAAGCCUACCAGGAACUACACAGCCGAUCACGCCAACAUCUACAAAGCAAUGUCCUGAUAUAAACCUAAGAUGGCCGAAGCCUCCCCAACACCAGAAUACAAGUGUUUGUUGUGCAUGAAGCCGUACAACCAACCGAGGGAGCUACCGUGUAACCACACAUUCUGCUGCCCGUGUCUGACGUCAUAUAUCAAUAAAGAACACAGGACUGCAGACGAGGACCGUCACUACUUUCCAUGUCCAGUCUGUGACAAACCAACUAGCCCACGUGACGUCAACACGGAUGUAAACACCUGCGGGACCUCGUUUCCCAUAAACAAUCUCUUCAUCAACCCCACAGUAAAGACGUCGGAUGACGAGAACUGUGAGGCUUGUCAAAGGGUAGGAGAAUCGAAUCCUUCCGUUGUCUGGUGCACUGACUGCGCUGAAUUGCUCUGUAAACAAUGUAGAAGUUUUCACGAACGGAUCAAAGUGUCAGCAAAACACCGACUUGUUCCCAGCAAAGAUAGAGGAUUUGGCGAUGCAAAGGUUAGCGAAAACUGUCCAAUUCACGAAGGACGGCCCUUGGAUGUUUACUGUCUUGAUCACAGCUCUAUGUGUUGUGGUAUAUGUGUGUCCGUUUCACACAAAAAUUGUAAUCGCAUCAAACCAAUAGAUGACGUGAUCAAGACAAGCGUCACCGGACAACCUUCACCUGACACAGCAUGGGAAAAUAUCAAAGAUGAGGCAACGACGAUGUUAGAGGACGAUGAGUCUGAGAUGACCUUAUUGAACUCAAAAGAAAAGGAAGUAACAGUGGAGGUGGCGCGAAUAAUACAGCAAGCCAAAGACAAGCUUGAUGGUCUCAACAUAACGUUUAAAUCGGAACUCGCGGAUAAAUGCAACACACUCAGAAAACAGGUUUCUGAUCGAAUGAAUUGUGUAAAGAAAUUCCGCACAAAUUCAGAAAAUUCCAAUAUUUUGAUGACUCGUAUUGACAAGCAGGGGACGGACCGUCAGCGAUUCAUCACGAGAGAGAAAACGAAACAUCAGAUGUCGGGACAUUAUCGCCGCAUGGAUCAAAACACCAAGAAGCAGCCUAACACGUUUGACCUGAAACUCAAUAUAGGAACUGUUAUCGACGACAUCUUGAAAUUGACAUCCAUUGCGAAAGUUGACGUGACAUCGAAAAUAUCAUCGACAUCACGGAAAGCGGAUUCACGUAUCGGUACCUUGCUAGCUACUCUGAUGGCAAAACCUUCAGCUACAACAUUUGCCGACUCUACUUCAGCGUCCGACCUCGUCGGAUCUCCAACUCAAGGACCGGCAACAGUGGAUGUGUGGACUGGUUCCGUAUCUUGUGUACUCUCGGUCGACAGACGUUCACUGGCAGGAGAAGAAACGCCUUUCUUUACAGGAGGAAUGUUUACUGAUAACGAUGAGUUACUUGUCACAGAUAACUACAACUGCAGACUCGUGUUGUUUGAUGACAAGUAUCGCUACAAGAGAGAAUACAAAGUAAAAAGAAACCCAUAUAAUGUAACGCGUGGACUUAAUAUUGAUGAGAUACUUGUUAGCAUUGGAGAAGGUGGAUUUAUGAGAUGUACACUACGGAACGGUCAGCUAACCGUAACGGAAACAAUCAGCUGUACCACCUAUGGAAUAGCAGUUCUCGGAGAUAACAUACUAGUUGGUAUUCGGAAUAAUGUGGAAGUAAUGUCAUCAGAUGGGAAAUUUAAAAAGUCAAUACAGAAGAAGUGUGGGAGCGUCACACAUCUUGCUACAUCUACAUCUACGUCAACGUUUUACUACAGUGAUGGUAAUGACAUCGUGUGUAGACGACUAGACAGCGACGUGGAAGACUACAGAUACAGUGACCCUGGUCUGAGUGAUCCUCGUGGUAUCGGACUGGACCGUGACAACAAUGUAUAUGUGUGUGGAUCUAACUUUGGCAAUGUUUACAUUGUUUCACCUGACGGGUCACGGGGGAAGGUACUAGUUCCCAGUCUCUCUAGUAUCACCAGUCCAUACGGGAUAAUUGUCCAUCCCACCAAACAGGAGUUCGUAGUCACAUCCAACAUGGAGGCUACUUCACUUGAGGUGUACAGAUUCGGUGACAAUGCCGGAGUUAUUCAAUGAACACAUUGGUAUCAUUUAGGUGGUAUUCGUUGUUUGUUAAAAAGAUAAAAACGACCGUAAAUGACACAUCAAGGGUUUUUGUUACUGGACAAUAUAUUUCAACGUAAAGACCUCUGGCACAUCGUGAUGUUAAGUUUAUUUCCAGUUUUCAGAUAAGGAAUGAAAUUUAUCAAAUCUGGGGCAAAUCGACAAUUGUGUGAUCAGAAUGACAGCAACUUUGCCACCCAUUUUAUGAUAUAAGAAAAGAUCUUUUAAGUUCGUGUACAGUUCCCGAAUACUUCCUUUUUAUAUCCUUCAAGUACACUGUACCUGAUAGAUUUCAAAGUUCCUGAUGGUUCAUGUGUAGUUCAUGAAUAGUUCAUGUUAAAGUAAGGUAGCAGUGUACAGUAGCGUACGAUGGCCAUGGGUGAUAUUUUUAUACAAUGAAUGACCCCUGUAAUAUAACAUGUAUCAAAAUUUAAAAACAAAAAUCAGCACUAAAAUUUGCAUAUACAUGAGGAAGUUGACUAUGUGGGCUUCAUAAUUUUUCAAAAAAAUAUAUUCGAAUUUGGUUUGAGACUACAGUUUUGGGCAUUUACA
Molecule: messenger RNA, 2724 nt
Organism: Mizuhopecten yessoensis (Yesso scallop)
Lineage: Eukaryota; Metazoa; Mollusca; Bivalvia; Pectinida; Pectinidae
Product: tripartite motif-containing protein 2-like
Exons: 2
Coding region: 100-2145 (681 amino acids)
Molecular function (GO): zinc ion binding
Source: RefSeq, a predicted model, not a curated record